CUUUGGCCGCUGGAGGGCGAGGGUCUCCAGAGGUAGAAGGGGCGAUGUGCUGAGGCGAUGAUGCGGCCGUCUGGCUCGAGGCUUCUCCCGCUCUUCUCCGUCCUCCUCCUCGGUUUCUUGCUCGGUUCCCCCCGCGGAGGCGGAGACUGUUUCUCCCGGGGGCCCCGGCGGAGCGGAGGACGGGCCCCAGGGCCCCCCAUCGUCCUGGUGCCAGGAGAUUUGGGUAACCAGCUAGAAGCCAAGUUGAACAAACCGUCUGUAGUGCAUUACCUCUGCUCCAAGAAGACAGACAGUUACUUCACAUUAUGGCUGAAUUUAGAACUGCUGCUUCCGGUUAUCAUUGACUGCUGGAUAGAUAACAUCAGGCUUGUAUACAAUCGAACUAGUGGAACCACUGGGCCACCAAAUGGGGUUGACAUCAAAGUCCCUGGAUUUGGACGCACUUUUUCCGUGGAAUUCCUUGACCCUAGUAAAAGAAGUGUUGGGACCUACUUCUAUACGAUGGUGCAGAAUCUAGUUGACCUGGGCUAUCAACGGGAUGAAGAUAUUAGAGGAGCUCCAUAUGAUUGGCGGAAGGCACCAGAUGAGAAUAAAGAGUACUUUGAGGCACUCCGCAAGCUGAUAGAGGUCCUGUAUGAAGACUACGGAGAGCCGGUGGUCUUAAUUGCCCACAGCAUGGGGAAUAUGUACACACUUUACUUCCUCAGACGGCAGACUCAAGACUGGAAAGACAAAUACAUAAGGGACUUUGUUUCCCUGGGUGCUCCGUGGGGAGGAGUGGCUAAAACCCUCAGAGUGCUAGCAUCAGGUGACAACAACCGGAUCCCUGUUAUCAGCUCCCUUAAGAUCAGAGACCAGCAGAGAUCUGCAGUUUCAACCAGUUGGUUGCUCCCUUACAACUAUACUUGGUCUCCAGAAAAGAUCCUUGUCAGUACACCAUCUGCGAACUAUACACUGCGGGAUUACCAUAAAUUCUAUGUUGACAUUGGCUUUGAGGAUGGCUGGCUUAUGAGAGAAAAAACAGAAGCCUUGGUCUAUGAGAUGUCUGCCCCAGGAGUGCGCAUACACUGUCUGUAUGGUACUGGGGUGGAAACCCCUGACUCUUUCUUCUAUGACGCAUUUCCAGACAAGGAGCCUAAAAUCUUCUACAGUGAUGGCGACGGCACAGUGAACUUGCAAAGUGCCUUGCAGUGUCAGAAGUGGGUGGGUCAACAGAAGCAACAAGUGAUACUCCAUGAGCUGCCAGGAAGUGAACACAUCGAAAUGCUCUAUCUUCCUCAGACCAUUUCCUAUGUGAAAAAGGUUCUCUUUGGCUCAUGAUGUAUUAUUGCAGAAUGCACCUUUUCUCUGACAUUUGAGGGCCUUUUGAAGAGGAGGAGGAGGGGAAAGAAGAAUGUUUGGCUAUUUUGGACCCCUCCUUUAAAAGCCUGUUUGUUUGGCUUGUUGGGACUUGCUGGGAAUUUGUUUUGAUGUUGGUUAAUGAUCACUUUUCUCCGGUUGGGGCUCAUAACACACUGUAACAUGUUGAAGAGUCAUUCCAACUGCAUUUAGGUAUCUCUGGUGCAAUGCCCACUGUACAUUGUAGGUGAAGAUUGUGCUAUGCUUACUCUCUGAGAUGUGGGGGAGGGCUUUAUUUUUCUCUGUAUACUGAGUUAAAAUAACAGGCAGCAGAGAUAACAUAGGUAAUGACUUUCUGAAUGGUCCUAAAUGCUGGAGCACAUACCAGUAGGGAAGCUGCCAUUAAGUGAAGUCCGAUCAGCACACACAUGAUUAUGUAUUAUGUUAGCUUGGUGCCAUCCAUUGAGAUCAUCUUUAUUCUUAGAGGAGAUAAAAAUACGUAUCUUGAUCUUACAUCACUAACAUAACGGUGUCAAUUUGGUCCUUGUUUGAGUAAAAAGCAGACUGGAGGAUUUUCAUAACUAUCACCUUUGGAGACUUUGAUUUUGCUCCAGUCCUAAAUAUCAGCAAAGAUUCAUAUUAAAUGCCUUCUGGAAAGUGGUGAACUCUCAGCAUUGUUGAGAGAUGUUGGCUUCUGUUUGAAUACUGAUGUGACGGACUGCAUUGUUCAAAGACCAGGGCUGUUCAAGAGAUGUUUUAGCUAGAUGCGCUCCUCCUUGGAAUCAUCCAAGUGGCCAUCCAACAGCAUUUGCAGGUUGCCAGCUGAGCUGUUGUUACAGAAGUGUGUCUGCUAUUAAAUUUGAGUUUGUAGCUGACUCUUUCCAGAAUCCUUGGCAGUGUCUUGAACUAGUUGAUUUUUCUUUAACUAUAGCCCCUUUCUGUAUUUAACUGACUUAAAAUGAUAAGAUACAGAGCUGUACAGACCCUGAUUAAAUACAGCAAUACAGCCACAGUUGCAAGGUGCCCCUAGCAAAAGGCAGCUGCCUUCUUCUGGGGCAAUGCUUGGCAGACAGCAAGGAUUUCCAAGUUGUCCAUAGUUGUCUCUCUCAAGUUUGGGAUCAGUUAUGCACUGAUGGCUCCUCAGAGCAGAUCCAUUAGAGUUUUCAAACAUUGCUUGCAAUGGCCCCCGCAAGAGCUUGUGGCCCUCUCAUGUGCUAAAAUCAGCAAAAGAAUGUGCAGCGGUUGUGUGCAUAAAAUAACCUGUGAUGCCUUGAAUCCAGCAUACUACUGAGGAUGGGUAAAUUCAUAGCGAUCAGUGUUUAGUUAAGACCUGUGAUGAAAAGCACAAAACUAGAAAUAUUUCAAUCAGUGACUUUACAGGGCUGCUUAUAUAACUUAAGACUUCAUUUGUGCCAAAAUCACCCCAGACUGAAAAUUAUAGUGCCCUGGAUAUCUGGACAUUGUAGGUGAGUUACACUGACCCAGACCUUUAGUAACAAAACAUGAAGAGUACAAAAAAGCAUAUGUGUCUCUUAGUCUUUGGACACUGUCCUUGCUAGACAAUAAAAGUAAGCAGAAUCUUCAGUGGUGGGUCAUGGCAUGAAACUUUAUUUUCUCUGCUACUGAUCUUGUGAAGCACUUUCAUAUGCUUUUGUUCAUCGAGAUUUUUUUUUAAUCCCAAAUCUUAAUGUUCUUGAUUGUUACGUUGCAAAUGUUUUAGAACAAUGUUGGUCCCCCCCCUCCCCAGAAACAAAUGCUUUUUUAAAAAAUGUAAAUUAUUUUUUGCCUUAAAGGAAUGUACAACCUUCUUCGUUCAACUUCUUGUUUUUCAGUAAUGCCCAUCUUAAGACUACUAACAGGCACUACAGCCAUGAUAAUAGAAAUAUCGGAAUAUUUUCAUCAGACAUCCUUUGACAGUUUGUACCCAGACUUGUCAGCAUAAAAUGGCUUUUAAGUGCGGUGGCGAGUAUUGCAAUGUUCAAGAUCGUGUUGCAAACACAACCUGCUAAACUGGCCCCGUCACUAAUUGAACUUACACUUGGCAGUAAAUCUGUUUGCAUCUUGUGCAUUGAGAUAUUUUCCAUCCUGCCCUGAUCUGUCUUACAGCUUCAAGGCACCAUUGUACUUGGCUACCUUCAAAGGAUGAGGAUGGAGAGUUCCUUUUACAUAUUGUUCCUGGUCUCGUGACUAAAAGUCAGGGCACCAUCGCGUUCAUGGCAAGGUUGUUGCUUGUUGAAGUUGUCUGUAUUGUAGCAGAGAAGUGAGUGACUAAAAUUGAUUACUGAGAAUCAAAUAUCUAAUAUUUAUUCAGUGACUUGCUAAUUUAUUUAUCAUGUGCCAUCAUUACGUAUGGCACUCAUACGGGUAACGUAAGCAAAAGAAUAGGUUUCUGACCCCAGGGGACUUCUAGUCUAAAUUACAACAGAAAGAGAGGGAGGGACUGAUGUGUUCAGGCACAUGUGCUUAGGCUUGGUUUCAUUUGUGGAUGAAGGCUAAGAGGUUUAGCCAUAAAGCCCAAGUCAGGUUUAUGGACAUUUUACCUUGUCCCACUAUGACAGGUAACUGGCAUCUGAUACUUUGACUUCUAGUCCUUUUCCAUUGUGUUCCAAGUACAGGUACAUCUCAGUCCCAUUUUGUAGUGCUAUCAACAUUUUACACAUUUGUUCAGAUUUCCAUUUUGCUCCACGCUAUUUAUUCCCAGACCAUUUAUUUAUCUGCAGUUGAAAUAAACAGGAGCAGGCAGGCAUUGCCAUAGGUGUUUCAUUGGUGUUUUUGUCAGUGAGGUGACUGUUGUUUCUCAUGUGGACUGGGUUUCUUACUGUGUAGUGACAGCUUACUUUGUCUUGUAGUAACAGUAGUAGUGCUGGCUGUAUUUUGAUCCUUUCUAUCAAAGCAAGAAAUCAAUGUGUGUAGCAUUUGCAGAACAAGUUGAGAGUGAUUUAUACCCACAUCUUAAUGUUGUGAAUGAUGGUCACUCACAAAUCAAAUGGCAGUGUACUGGACAUUUUGAAGUUCUUUCAAACUGUCUGUAGAUCUUGGUCAGAAUCUCACAGACUGUGGAUGUUAAAACUUGCUUUCCUCAAACAGUAGCCUUUCUCAAACAGUCCCAUGCCCAAACUGCAUUUGUAACAGGGUAGUUCCGAAACAGUUUUAUAUAUCGUGAUAAUCAAAAAAGUCAAGUUUCUCCUAGAGAUGCUGAACUGUGGUUGGCGAUCAUAAAAUAUCUCUUUGGAUCCUGAUGGCUGCUGUUGACCUAAGCUUAUGAAGGAAGUCUUUUCCAAAAGCUUGCUUCUUCAUGGUACCCACAGAAACUUGCAGACUUGUCCAGUUUUUGUAUGCACAUGACUUUCUUCCCAGACGGUAUUUUUUAAAAAUGUAAGUAACUUUAUGAGGACCAAAUGUACUUAACUCCUGAUACAAAACAAAAGUGCUGGAUGGAACUUCAGCCUCUUUUGAGUGUGAAAUUAUUAAUUCUGCUGCAAAGGGUCAGGGUCACCAUGUGAUUCUGUUUUAAAAAGGGCAGACUUUCCCACUGAGCAAUAAGUGCAAAGGAGCUGUUAGGCCAAAGUCGAGAAUUUCCUGCCAUGAUGCUUGUUUGUGGAGUACAUAGUGUUUGAGCUGUUCAGCUAUUCAGGGACUGAGCAACUACUUUCCUGUUCUCUGCUUCUAACAGUAUUUUGUAUAGAACACUGCCCAUUAAGGCCUCUUGUUUUUAUACACACCUUUGUCAGUGUUACGAAUAAGUUCGGUAAAUUUUUUUUUCAUAUUUGAUUGUCAUACUUUGAUAACACAAUAAAGUUGAUCAAAUGCUA
This is a messenger RNA of Sceloporus undulatus (fence lizard), 5150 nucleotides long. RefSeq names its product phospholipase A2 group XV (gene PLA2G15). NCBI's taxonomy places the organism in Eukaryota, Metazoa, Chordata, Lepidosauria, Squamata, Phrynosomatidae. Gene Ontology annotation, cellular component: lysosome. Bases 58 to 1320 code for a protein of 420 amino acids. The record is from RefSeq and is a predicted model, not a curated record. The transcript has 6 exons. Gene Ontology annotation, biological process: ceramide metabolic process; phosphatidylcholine metabolic process.